Molecule: messenger RNA, 2951 nt
Organism: Thunnus maccoyii (southern bluefin tuna)
Lineage: Eukaryota; Metazoa; Chordata; Actinopteri; Scombriformes; Scombridae
Product: hydroxycarboxylic acid receptor 2-like
Exons: 2
Coding region: 454-1515 (353 amino acids)
Biological process (GO): G protein-coupled receptor signaling pathway
Cellular component (GO): membrane
Molecular function (GO): G protein-coupled receptor activity
Source: RefSeq, a predicted model, not a curated record
AUUUUCUUUGGACAUUUUGGAUUUUGAAAUCCAAAAUGUCCAAUUGUAAUGUGUCUUGAAAACUUUAAAAUAAAAAUAUACUAUAUGUCAUUCUGAUAACCAACUUUUAUUAAGACUUUACUGGUUCAGUUUGCCAUUUAAUGCCAUUUAAUAGUUUUAUUAUUAUUUAUUAAAAUGCUUUUCAGAUACUUUAGCAAUAUGCUCUUGUGUCAUAACACUUUUUAUCUAAAAAAAAGUGGAACUGUUGCAUGCACGAAUGCAAAUGCUCUCUCUUUUUUUCUCUUUCACACAGAUUUCACCCUAAAGAAAUAGGGAAGAGGGCUGAAAAGGGGGAAGUGGCAAAUUCAUAAAGUCAUACAACUGUUUUUCUCAUACUUAUUCUGUCUCAUUUGUCUUUCCAAAAGAAAGAUUUAAUUUGUCAAAAUAAUAUCAGAGUAUAACGAAAACUUCACCAUGACCAUUUCAAACUUCACGACACCGAUCCCUGGUGGUGGAGGCAGCAAUGGCAGUGGAUGCCCACAAGUCAAUUUACAACUGCAGGGUACGAUCAUGUUACCAUUCCUCACCGUCAUACUGGGGUUGCUGGGAAACAUGGUUGCCCUGUGGAUCUUUUGCUUUAAACUGAAGGCCUGGAACCCCAACAACCUGUUCCUCUUCAACCUGAUUAUCGCCGACUUCCUGGUUCUCGCAAGCCUUCCUCUCAGGAUCGAUGACUUUCUCAGAGGCCACUGGAUGUUUGGUGAUGGCUUGUGCAGGAUCAGCCUCUUCCUGAUAUUUUCCAACCGCUCAGCCAGCAUCGCACUCAUGACCGUGGUGGCAAUUUACCGCUACUUUAAGGUGGUUCACCCUCACCACCGGUUCAGCCGUAUGACCAAGAGACAGGCUGUAUACGUGUUAGUGUUUGUCUGGUUGUUGGUCAUCAUUCCUCGGGUUCCCAUACUGACGAACAACUUCAUCGAGGUCCACGACCACAGCAGCAAGUGCUUAUUCUUCACUUGUUCUUCAUUCACCACCCUGGUCACCACGCACCGCAUCCUGGCGGUGCUGGAGUUCAUCAUCCCGCUGGCCAUGCUAUUGUUCUGCUCCAUCCGGAUUUCCAGCUUCCUGAGGCAGCGGCAGAUGGGAAAAGCUGACAAGGUGCGCAAGGCGAUGAGGGUGUGCAACGCCAUCGUCGCCAUGUUCAUAGUGUGCUUCUUACCCACCACGGUGACGACCAUCGGGGUGUGGGUCAUCCGCUCGUAUCACCCGCCGGACUGUGACACCCUCAACACUUUCAUCCGGCUCACCAUUGUGUCUUUGUGGCUGAACUUCCUGAACUCGGCUCUGGACCCCAUCUUAUACAUCUUCUCCAGCUCCAUGUUCAAGAAGGCGCUCUGCAGCUUGCUUCCCCGUUUCCUGCGCUGUGGUCAGGACGCAGAAGACGCUGAGAUGACUGCAUCCUCAACUGAAAGUCAGUCAGUCAUACAGAAGGAACUGAAACCCAUGAGGGCUGACAGAGGGAAUGAAGCCAUGUAAUUAGCUUUUCUUCCAAGACAAUGACUGGAUCAUGCAGGACUAGUAUUUUGCACUGACUUGUCUGCUUGUUUUGCAUGUUUCAUUAGCUUUUUUUAUGCUGUUGAAGCUUUGUUGUACAUCUGUGAACUUUGUAAACACAUUAGCUUUUCAGUUAUCAUCAUUUAUUAGAUCCAAACUCAGUUAUGCUUGUAAAUAUCCUUCAAACUUCUGUGGUUAAACAAAUUACAGAUGGGUGUUUUAAUUAUUAUUUAUUGUUUAAUUUAUUUAUUUCUGCAGCAUUCCAUCAAAUGUAAAUAUUAUACUUUACAGAUGUCACUCAUUUCAAUUGAUAUGUUUACCGUGGUAAUUCUGCAGCGGCAGUGAAGGAGGGUGAAAUAAUAUAUCCAGGAGUUGCUGAAGUGCUCACCAACAACCACCAGGUGGCACAUGUGAGCAGUCCAGAUGCAGUCUGUUUGUCUCUCUGUAGGGUAGUCAAUACAAAAUGGCGACCAUGCUCGGCAAGCAGACGCAAUGGGGGAACAGAAAAAUGCCAUGAAAGUGUUUGGGAAUAAGUCAUAGCAUUAAUAUAUUAUAUUUUCUGCCAGGCCUGUACAGUAUACUUACAUGUUACACAGUUUUAAUUUCAGAAUGGACAUUUGUGUAAUUAUAUCAAAACCAACCAUCCAUCCACACAGUUUAGACCUCAAUAUAUGAAACAUGGAAAUUUGUCUCCCCCGAUAUUUGUAAUUGACUGGACAUCAGAUUCCCCCAGAAGAUGAAAGAAAGCUGAUUUGUUCUCCUCAGUUUUCAGAGUUAAACUGACUCCAAAACACGUUGGAUGUGUAUUAUUCACAGAAAACCUGCUUUGUCUCGUUUGUGUUCGUGUUCAGCAACAGUGAAAAGCAGCUGUGAGCGCAGUGCCAAAACUUUGGGUCCAUCCUGUAGGUCCUGUGGGCUGCCACUGCUUCAGCGUUUUGAGCAUAUCCCCUCAUAUUUCUGUUUCUUUAAACUGGUAUUUUAAUGUAACAGCAGAAUUUAAUGUGGAGCGUUGGAGGGAAGGGGAAAAAUAUGGUGCUGCACAUAACAAGACGCAUACAGGCCAUGGAUGUAUUAUAAGAUCAAUAAAAUUAUUUUUACAGUGAGUGGAGCAGUUACUGCAGCUGUUACUAGUGUUUAUGUAAUGUGAGGGUUCGGUAGGUGGUAAUUUGACACUCUUCAUGAGAGAAAAUAGCAGGAUGGAGACAGGUGACUUUUUAAGCAGCACUUUACUCUAGCUCCCGGCAUCAGAGACAUAACAACAACACUUCCUCGUCUUUUUAGGCACAUGUGACUAAACCAACCAAUCAUAGGCUAGACUGAGGCAGAUCCAACUGUAAUGAGGUAAAACCACAGAAGCAAAUUCAAUACUGUUUCAACCUUCACAGGAUGCUGAUGCAAAUAUCUGAACCUGUAAAUAU